Cuscuta epithymum is the source of this 1150-nucleotide messenger RNA. The record is from the annotation of a GenBank genome assembly. NCBI's taxonomy places the organism in Eukaryota, Viridiplantae, Streptophyta, Magnoliopsida, Solanales, Convolvulaceae.
GUCAUGUCAAAAGAUUGGUGCGCCUAGUCAUUUGGGUGGCGGAGCACGACCUAAUAGAAUCAAAGCACAAGAAUUUUUUAUUUGAAAUAGGCAAUGGUUUAAGGACUUCAGGUGUUUAGGGUUUUACUCAAACACAACAUCCAAAUUCCCAACAGAUUCUUUUCAUGGACCAUAUAGAGGAUGAGUCUGAGGUGCAGAAAUCCGGCGUCGCUCUUCCGACUGUUUCAGCCUACCUCGACCCAAAGUAUUGGGACAAAAGGUUUGCUCAAGAAGAACACUACGAAUGGUUUAAAGAUUACUCCCAUUUCCGCCAUCUCAUUCAUCAACACAUCAAACCAUAUUCUUCUGUGUUGGAGCUGGGAUGUGGGAAUUCCCAAAUGUGUGAAGAACUGUAUAGAGAUGGUAUCACUGAACUCACCUGCAUUGACUUGUCCCCCAUCGCUGUGGAGAAGAUGAAGAACAGAUUACUCUCCAAGGGCUUUAAAGAAAUUAAGGUGCUGGAAGCAGACAUGCUAGAUCUGCCAUUUGAUGAUCAAUGUUUUGAUGUAGUUAUAGAGAAAGGAACGAUGGAUGUGCUGUUCGUGGAUAGCGGUGACCCAUGGAAUCCACACCCCGUGACUGUUGAUAGAGUCACUAAAAUGCUUAAAGAAGUCCAUAGAGUUCUGAAACACAAUGGCAUAUUCAUUUCCAUCGCCUUUGGUCAGCCUCAUUUUAGGCGUUGCUUCUUCAACAACCCGGAGUUUACUUGGUCUGUGGAGUGGAGUACAUUUGGAGAAACAUUUCACUAUUUUUUCUAUAUCUUGAAAAAGGUCAACCUGCAAUUCCAAGAUUUUAUAUUCUUUUGAGGCUCCAUUUGGUACCCAGUUAUCGCAAGUGCUGCUUUAUUAGUAGAAUAAGCAGAAUAAACAGGGACAACAAUCAUCAGAGAGCUUUGAACCGUUGAAGCAAAGUGAAAAGCCAUCAAAAUCUCUUUAUCACGAGGAACUGGAUGUUGAAGACUAUAUAUUUAGAAUCAAUGUUGAGGAAAUGUAGAAUAUGCAGUUUGAACAUUUGUAACCUAUUUACUCUUCACUGUCUUGUUGAUGCGGAACGCCGACUUUCAAUGUAAUAUUGAAAUAUAAACUUCUUUUCAAGUUUUGAUUAUUGAUCA